AUGGGGCGGCGAAACAAUUUGCCAGAUUUGGAUUCCGUAGCUGCGACUAAAGAGGCUCUCCGCUCUAUCCAGAAGAACGAUGCAGAUGACGUCGUGUUCCUUUUCCUUCUCUCAGGGGGUGGUUCAGCUCUGUUCUGUGCUCCUGAUGGAAUUUCCCUGGACGCAAAACUUUCCACGAUAAGAACUCUCACAGCAAAUGGUGCCGAUAUCCGGGUACUCAAUGCAUUUCGACAGAAAUUGUCCGCAGUGAAAGGAGGAAAAACGUUGAAUUUUGUGAAGAAAGGAACGGUGAUCAGCUUGCUGAUAUCGGACCUAAUCGAUGACCUGAUACAGUUUAUCGCAAGCGGUCCUACUAUUCCACAGACGGCUUCCAUGCAAGAAUUGUCUCGGAAAAUCAUUACAUCUCCGAAAUGGACAUCGUUGCUAUCAUCAGAAAUACUGGACAAGGUCCAGGAAUCCUCACCGUCCACGUUGGGUAGUUCUGAACCACACAACAUCAUCAUUGCUUCAAAUAGUUAUGCUCUCCAGGAAAUGAAGGAUUUCUUCAAUUCACUUGGAUACGAUUCGCAUAUUGUGAGCUCUGGGCUUGAGGGUAAUGCUACAGAGGUUGGGCGAUAUUUUGCUGAGAUAAUCUGUGCUGGAAAAGACGGUCUACCAACAAAAUUGGAGAAAUUUGGCAAGAAAACUAAAUUCCAAGGCGACAAGGUUGCUUUACUGUUCGGUGGCGAGACGACUGUUGUACUUCAUGGUAAAGGACGAGGAGGACGAUGUCAAGAAAUGGCACUCUCUUGUCUGAUAUCGCUCAGCUCAAACUCUGUUCCCCUUCCACCAUUCCUGUUUUUAGCAGCUGGAACUGAUGGGCAGGAUGGGCCCACUGAUGCAGCUGGGGCGCUUAUCUCUAAUGAUGACAUCAAGGACGAUUUAGUAAAAGAGGGUAACAGCUACCUGAACACGUCAAACUCGUACGAGUUCUGGUCUGCAUACAACGAUGGUAAAAACCACAUCAAAACAGGACCAACUGGUACCAAUGUUAUGGACGUUCAGAUAGUUUUGCUCCACUUUAAAGAA
Messenger RNA from Ostertagia ostertagi, 1068 nucleotides. The record is from the annotation of a GenBank genome assembly. NCBI's taxonomy places the organism in Eukaryota, Metazoa, Nematoda, Chromadorea, Rhabditida, Trichostrongylidae.